UCCAAUCCCGCCUCCACCGUCUCUCCUUCUUCUCCAAAUCCAUUCCUUUCGAAAUCCUUCACACCGCCCCUCCUCCUCCUCCGCCUCCUCGGCCUCACCAUCUCGCUUCUUCUAGUCUUGUCUAGGGUUCCUUCAUUCUCUUCUUCUCUCGAUCUCAAGCAGCCUCUGUCAUCAUGCGGACCACUGUCUCUAGGUGUCUUGUCACUGGCAGGCUCUUCCACUAUUGCCGGGGUGUUUGUUUUUCUCGCGGGGAACUGUGGGAGAACAGGGUUCGCUCUUUUCGGGUCUUCUCGAUUUGUGGCCGAAAGCCUGUUCCUGUUCUUGGUGGAGGAUUCCCGUUGUUGAAUCGGAGUCGGGUGGGUGUGAUUCUGAGAGAUGGUGGCUGUUUCAGGCGAUUUGGUGGUUUUCUAUCGGAUUCGUCACCGUCUAUCGGAGGGAACACCUCCAGAGAUUCGAAAUUUUUGAAUGGAAAUGCAUUAUUCUCAACAUCUGCGAGUGAUGUGACGGCAGCCCGGCCAGUUGGUGGAACCACGAAACAAGUCCAAAAUGAACCAGGCAAGAAUCUGUCUGCUGAUGAGCAGAUUACAGACAUGAAGAUUCUAAGUACUCUUGCAAAGUACUUGUGGCUGAAGGACAACCCCGAAUUCCGAUAUAGAGUGUUGCUUGCAUUUGCUCUUCUUGUUGGUGCAAAAGUCAUAAAUGUUCAAGUGCCCUUCUUAUUCAAGCUUGCCGUGGAUUGGCUUUCAGCAAUAACUGGAUCUGGUAGCACAUUAUCAUCAUUUGCCGAUACCAACUCUAUGUUACUGGCACUCUUUGUAAGUCCGAUUGCUGUCCUUGUUGGAUAUGGAAUAGCCAGAACUGGAGCAGCAGCCUGCAAUGAGUUACGGAAUGCUGUGUUUUCAAAAGUUGCAUUAAGAGCCAUUCGCAGUGUUUCAAGGAAGGUAUUUUCCCACUUGCUUGACCUUGAUCUUCGAUUCCAUUUGAGCCGACAAACUGGCGCGUUGAAUCGCAUAAUUGAUCGGGGAAGCCGGGCAAUAAACUUUAUCCUUUCAUCUAUGGUAUUCAAUGUGGUGCCCACCAUUUUGGAGAUUGCUAUGGUCUCAGGAAUUCUUGCAUACAAGUUUGGUGCAACUUUUGCAUGGAUCACUUCACUAUCUGUUUCUUUAUAUAUUGCAUUUACUCUUAUUGUCACACAGUGGCGGACUAAGUUUAGGCAGGCCAUGAACAAAGCUGACAAUGAUGCUAGUUCAAAGUCAAUUGAUUCUCUUUUAAAUUAUGAGACGGUCAAAUAUUUUAACAAUGAGUCCUUUGAAGUCUCAAAGUAUGACAAAUAUUUAAAGAAGUAUGAGGAUGCAGCACUGAAAACUCAAAGUAGCCUUGCUUUUCUGAACUUUGGUCAGAAUGUGAUAUUUAGCACAGCUUUGUCAUCGGCCAUGGUAUUGUGUUCUCAUGGAAUUAUGAAGGGUGCCAUGACAGUUGGUGAUUUGGUUAUGGUGAAUGGGCUUCUCUUCCAGCUGUCUCUGCCUCUCAACUUCCUAGGAAGUGUGUAUCGGGAAACUAGACAAAGCCUUAUUGAUAUGAAGGCCAUGUUUCAGUUGCUCGAGGAGAAAGCUGAAAUCAGAGACGAGAAUGCAAAACCUUUACUGUUAGCUGGAGGUACCAUUGAGUUCGACAAUGUGCAUUUUGGAUAUGUAAAGGAGAGAAAGAUUCUUGAUGGGGUUUCUUUUGUUGUUCCAGCAGGAAAAAGCAUUGCUAUUGUUGGGAGCAGUGGCAGUGGCAAGUCAACCAUACUAAGAUUGCUCUACAGAUUUUUUGACUCUGAUUCUGGAAAUAUAAAAAUUGAUGGUCAAAAUAUUCAACUUGUAACUUUGGAGAGUCUGCGGAAGUGUAUUGGUGUUGUGCCUCAAGACACUGUUCUUUUCAACGAUACUAUUUUCCACAAUAUACGUUAUGGUCGGUUAUCAGCAACAGAAGAGGAGGUCUUUGAUGCUGCCAAACGUGCAGCUAUUCAUGACACAAUCAUGAACUUCCCUGAAAAGUAUUCUACUAUUGUAGGAGAGCGAGGUUUAAAGGGCUCAAUUGUUCUUGAUGGAUGUUAUAUUGUGUGACAAGUAGUCACUUGACAUUCUUACAGUUGAGUGGUGGAGAAAAGCAACGUGUAUCGCUUGCGCGUGUAUUCUUGAAGGCACCUUCUAUAUUGU
Molecule: messenger RNA, 2201 nt
Organism: Dioscorea cayenensis subsp. rotundata (Guinea yam)
Lineage: Eukaryota; Viridiplantae; Streptophyta; Magnoliopsida; Dioscoreales; Dioscoreaceae
Product: ABC transporter B family member 25, mitochondrial-like
Exons: 18
Coding region: 174-2108 (644 amino acids)
Biological process (GO): transmembrane transport; intracellular iron ion homeostasis
Cellular component (GO): mitochondrial inner membrane
Molecular function (GO): ABC-type transporter activity; ATP hydrolysis activity; ATP binding
Source: RefSeq, a predicted model, not a curated record